Messenger RNA from Epinephelus fuscoguttatus (brown-marbled grouper), 3277 nucleotides. RefSeq lists its product as uncharacterized. Gene Ontology annotation, molecular function: nucleic acid binding; zinc ion binding. The record is from RefSeq and is a predicted model, not a curated record. The transcript has a single exon. Gene Ontology annotation, biological process: DNA integration. Bases 1 to 2784 code for a protein of 927 amino acids. Lineage: Eukaryota; Metazoa; Chordata; Actinopteri; Perciformes; Serranidae.
AUGCAGCGUGGAGCAAAGUCCAGAAGAGGAAAUCGGGCAGGGAUUGGAGAGACACAUAUAGGACCAGAAAACCAGGUGAACAGUGAUGCAGAGAUGGAGGGUGCAGCUUUAAAGGGAGCAUCAGGCACUGAGGGUGAAGAUGUCAGAGAGCCGACAUUGAGAGACUUGACGUGUAUUAUUCAGGCCUUCAUGGGGCAGCAGGAGGCCCGUGAAGUGAAACGGAAAGAGGAGGCGAUACGCCAGGAGCAUCGCUUUAAAGCUCUACAACAUCAGUUCCAGCAGUUGCAGCAGGAGGUACAGGUACGAACUUCUCCAGUACCAGAGCUCACGUCAACAAUUCCAGAUCCUCGGGAGACUCCUGAUCCAGAUGAUGAUCACCCACAGGCCCGAGCCAUAACUCCAUCAGCACAGAUACACCCUGCCAUUAUCUCAUCAGGUCAGUCCCGAGUCUCCCAUGAGCCCAGACUAGAGAAACUAACAGAAAAUGAUGAUGUUGAACAUUUUCUCAUUACAUUUGAGAGAAUUGCAGCAGCAUGUCAGUGGCCAAAAUCUGACUGGGUUUUUCGGCUCAUUCCAUUGCUAACUGGUAAGGCCAGGGGAGCCUAUGUUCAUAUGGAUGUUGAUGAGUCUCUUGAAUAUGACAAGGUAAAAACUGCUGUUCUGAAACAAUAUGACAUUAACCCUGAGACAUACAGGCAAAGGUUUCGUUCCCUGGAUGUUGGACCUGAUGAGAGCCCCAAGGAGCUGUAUGUGAGGCUGAAAGAGCUGUAUGGAAAAUGGAUCCAACCUCAAGGUAAAACAGUUCAGCAAAUUGGUGAAACUAUUAUGGAACAAUACUUGAGAAUGUUGUCUCCUGAGCUUCAGGUUUGGGUAAAGGAGCAUGGUCCAAAAUCAGCUGCUGAGGCUGCCACUCUGGCUGACGUGUUUGUCGCUGCCCGGAAAAAGAGCCAGCCAUGGACUAACAAUGCCUGGCAGGCCGCAAAGGACACUCGCAGGCCUACACCCCCUCAAUACCACCAGAAGUCAACGCCAGGUGUGAGUAAGCCUCCUGCAAGGGAGAAUCAGCAUGUUCCAUUAAGAGCUCCAAAUAAAAUACCCACUUGUUACCUGUGUGGACAGGAAGGCCAUACCAAACCAAUGUGCCCAAAGAAUCCAGCCAAGCUCACUCAAAUGUGUUAUGUUCCACGCCAAAAUAGUGACAUUAAACCUAAGAGUAACCAGUCCAUGAAAAUGACGAAUGUCAAGAUUAAUGGGAAAAACCUCAGAGCCCUGAUUGAUACUGGCAGUACUCAGACCCUGGUGCACAGACAAUAUGUACCAGUUAACGCUAUCUGCACUCUUGAGACCAUCCCUAUCUGCUGUGUGCAUGGCGAUGAGAAGCCUUACCCCACUGCUGACAUUUACAUUGAAGUGCAAGGACAGGCCUAUCUGUUAAAUAUUGGUGUUGUGGACAACUUGCCUUUCCCAGUGGUUUUGGGUGAUGAUCUGCCAGUACUUUUUGAUCUGUUAAACCCAACACAAAGUUGUAAUGUUGCACUCACCAGAGCACAAGCUAAGCAUGCAGAUGGGGAUUCCCCAGCCCUCAGUGCCUUGCUAUUCUAUGGCGUCGAGCUGGAGACACAACCCGGGAAGUCUCGAAAGCCCCGUAGCCAGAGAAGACAAGAGAAAUUCCAAUGCACUGCGGUACAACCAUCAGCUGAGGCUGCUCCAGACAUGCCCCUGGGGUUUCAGAUACCCACCAACAUAAUCCAAAUGCAGCAAAAUGAUCCAACUUUGUCCACCUUGUUACAGAGAGCUAAAGAGAGGGAGCCAGAGACUGAGCCUGAUGGUAGGAGGGAGGAGUACUUCCUGCAAAGUGGUGUUCUUUACCAUCGGCAUGGCCAGGUUAAGCAGCUAGUGAUCCCGCAAGCAGCCCGAGAUGUAGUACUUACCUUGGGCCACGCUAUUCCCUGGGCUGGCCACCUAGGGAAACACAAGACCACUGCUCGCAUUAAGCGCCAUUUCCACUGGCCAGGCUUAUGUUCAGAUGUGGCCCAGUUCUGCAGGAGUUGCCCUCAGUGCCAAAAGACAUCAAUUAGAGGUCUCACCAAAGCCCCUCUCCAACCUCUCCCAAUCAUCAGUACUCCCUUUGAAUGCCUUGGGAUGGACAUUGUUGGUCCUGUGGAAAAAAGUAAAACAGGAAACCGUUUCAUGUUGGUCAUCACAGACUAUGGCACCAGAUAUCCAGAAGUUUUCCCAUUGAAAUCCAUUAAAGCAAAAACUGUGGCUUUUUCCUUGGUUCAGUUUUUCUCCAGGGUGGGUUUCCCUCAUGAAAUUUUAACUGACCAGGCCACUAACUUUAUGUCUACCCUCUUGAAACAGGUCUACCAGCUGCUGGGCAUAAAGAGUGUGCGUACCACCCCUUACCAUCCACAGACAGAUGGACUGACGGAGCGUUUCAACCAAACCCUCAAACAGAUGCUCCGUAAGUUUGUGAAUGAGACUGGAUCUGACUGGGAUCACUGGCUUCCCUACCUACUCUUUGCCUAUUGGGAGGUACCCCAAGCCUCCACUGGUUUCUCCCCCUUUGAACUCCUCUGUGGUCAUGAGGUGAGGGGACCUCUGACCUUGUUAAGGGAGACCUGGGAAGUGGAGCAGGGGAGGGAGGAGCCUGUUAAUGUCAUUUCUUAUGUCAUUCAGAUGAGAGAGAAACUGCAGCGGAUGAGUCAAUUGGCCCAGACACACAUGGUGGAGGCCCACUGGAAGGAUAAGGAGAGAGCAACUGUCUGUGGACACCACAUGUGAAACCAUUUCCUGUUGGGGGUUGUCUUGCUUUUGCCUCUCCAUUGCACCUGUUGUCACUUUGAUUUGCACCAAAGCAGCUGAAACUGAUUCACAAUCACUUAAUACAUCAUACUAUGAUGACAUAAGUUGAACAGGUACAAAUUUUCAUUUAUCCCACUGUCAAUCAAGCUACUUAAUAACAGGAAAUGAAGGUCAACUUUUUCAACUUAAACUUUUUUUUUUGAAUUAUAUGUUGUCUGUAUAUGUGGUGGCUGUGUGACGGUGGAUGGUCUCUCGCAGGUCCAAAACAAAUUUCUCCUAAGGGAGACAAUAAAGAUCUUAUCUUAUCUUACUUGUGCUUCCUAAAUGGACAGAUUGAUAUCCCUGAAGUUUAACUGAUAUUCUGUGACGCUGUGACUGUAAGUGGUGUUCCUGUAUUUUUUUUUUCUUGAGCAACGUAGAAAGGCAAGGAGGUAAUUCUACCUUUUGUUUUAUUCCUCUAUGUUUGACAAUU